Molecule: messenger RNA, 4188 nt
Organism: Oncorhynchus tshawytscha (Chinook salmon)
Lineage: Eukaryota; Metazoa; Chordata; Actinopteri; Salmoniformes; Salmonidae
Product: 14-3-3 protein gamma-2
Exons: 2
Coding region: 178-924 (248 amino acids)
Biological process (GO): signal transduction
Cellular component (GO): cytoplasm
Molecular function (GO): protein kinase C binding
Source: RefSeq, a predicted model, not a curated record
UGACGCAGCCGGGGGAAAGUGUGAGGAACGAGAAAGGGUGUCCCGUCGGCACUAGCACAGACUGCACAGAACAGCUGCAGCCUAAGUUCGCACAGAAUUUCACGGCAUUGCAAGUAGUAGACAUAUCAUUUUAUCCCAAAACCUAUAGAAUAACGUUCACACUAACCAAAUAUUAAAAUGGUUGAUCGCGAGCAGCUGGUGCAGAAAGCCAGGCUGGCUGAACAGGCUGAAAGAUAUGAUGACAUGGCAGCUGCCAUGAAAUCGGUAACAGAGCUGAAUGAGGCCCUAUCUAACGAAGAGAGGAACCUCCUGUCUGUGGCCUAUAAGAAUGUGGUGGGGGCCCGCCGUUCCUCUUGGAGGGUGAUCUCUAGCAUCGAGCAGAAGACCUCUGCAGAUGGAAAUGAGAAAAAGAUUGAAAUGGUUCGGGCCUACAGGGAAAAGAUUGAGAAGGAGCUGGAGGCUGUGUGUCAGGACGUGCUCAACCUUCUGGAUAACUACCUGAUCAAGAACUGCAACGAGACGCAGCACGAGAGCAAGGUAUUUUACCUGAAGAUGAAAGGCGACUACUACCGCUACCUGGCUGAGGUGGCCACAGGCGAGAAGAGGGCCACCGUCAUCGAAUCAUCAGAGAAGGCUUACAACGAGGCCCAUGAGAUCAGCAAAGAGCACAUGCAGCCCACCCACCCCAUCCGCCUCGGCUUGGCUCUCAACUACUCUGUGUUUUACUACGAGAUCCAGAAUGCCCCUGAGCAGGCCUGUCAUCUGGCCAAGACCGCCUUCGAUGACGCUAUUGCUGAGCUGGACACCCUGAACGAGGACUCCUACAAAGACUCAACUCUCAUCAUGCAGCUGCUCCGAGACAACUUAACACUGUGGACAAGUGACCAGCAGGAUGAUGAGGGAGGGGAGGGUAACAAAGAUUAAUAAACCACACUUAGAAAAAAUAUAUAAUGAAGGGCCAGUGGGCUUUGGUAGCCGCUUUUGCUGAUGAUCGUACCGCAGCAGUUCUUUAUUUUUCCAUGUGUUAAAAGAAAAGAAUCAAAAGAAAGGUGAGAGGGGAGGUUACAUCUUAGUUUAAUAUAUAUAGAAAUAUAUAUGAAUGGUUGAAAGGGCUGCCAUCUUGAUUUUCUCUUUGACGUUUGCCAAAACCACUGAAAUGUCAGUCAAUCCGCCUGAAGUGGUCGUUGUUGGAUUGGUUUGGCAGCCUCACACUGGCAUAAGGACUGGUGUCGUUGUACCAAGGGAAGCUGCUUAGUUAGGUUUAUGCAUGAUAGAGAUGCAGACACUUGAGGAAGGGAAAAAAAAACACUUGAGUGAGAGUGCCUCACAAAAAUAGCUUGCAAUGGUUCCAGUACUAGUUUAAAGGUCAACUCGGCCACUUUUCAACCUCAUAUUCAUUAUCUCCAGCACCAAACCAGUGUCCACAUAUGUGAAACUGCGCAUUUCUAUGAUCUGUGGUGCUACAAAAGGUCCUGCAAAGUGCUUCUCUGUGACAUCACGAGUUUCUAGCCAUUAUGAUAUAUAAUAUCACUCACUCUUGAAGGGAGUGCAGGAAAGCUAAAAGUAUUAAUAUGACCAAAUCAACUCCAAAAAGUACAAUGCAGAUGUUUUGUAAAGGUUAGUUGUUUAUUGUAAAGUUAAUGCCAAUUAUGGCAAUGAGGUAAGGAGAAAAUACUUAUCAAUUUCCUCUUUCACAUGACUUCUAGUUUUAGGCGAAUUUGGCAUUAAAUCCAAUGUGACUGUCCUCUGACUGCUCUAAAUAUGAUACUGGAACCAUAGCUUUACCUCCAAUAGAGUCUAUCUAAAGGCAGAGACCGUUUAAAACAGAAACCAGAUCUUAAAGCAGCUGCAGAGUUUGUGGUUUACUUCUGUGUUUGUUUUAUUAAAUGCACUUGCCUACUAUACUGUUUCUUCAGUGUAAGAUGAUUACUACAAUAAUAUCGAUUAUUCAGUAUUGUGCAUGCUGGUGAUGUAUUGAAACAUACAGUAGCUUGACUUUAUUAACUUAUACUGUGGGUGUUAAGUAUUCAUAAGAUUGAGAAAACAUAGGCUUUGUCUGAUUAUUUCUUAUUUAUAACUUAUUCUUAUUUUGUUUAUAUUUGCUAUACCAAAACGGUGAUCGUAAAAAUGUAUAUGUUAUGAGCAUUGCUAUAGUGGCAUGCAAUAUGUAUUUAAUUUGUUAAUGGAAGAAAAAAAGUGGGAAAAACACCAGUGAUCGCUUAAUCUUACCAGCUGGUGUUUGUAACAUUAAAUUAUAAUAAUGGCUUUGUCACAUUAAAUUAUAAUAAUGCAUUGUAAAACAAAUACUUUGUUCUUUGAACUAUAUUUGAGUACUUAUUUUGUCAUGUUAUUAACCCGUUUGAACAAUGGUGAAGUUUUCAGAAUCUGUGUUUCUGUUAUGAAUUCACAACAUGGACCACAAUUUAUUUCUGACAGUAUACAUUUUUUGUUUGUUUUUAUACCUUUUAGCUGUUCCUGAGUGACAAAUAUCUUGAAUGUGAGUCAUUAUGUAGCAGUUGCACAAGAAACGAGCUAACUAUGAUAAUAAAAAAAGAAUAUGACAAAACGAUAAAUGCACCAUUUCCAUGGUGGUCAAGUGUAUUGUUGUGAUGUCACUAAUAAGUCAACUUUUGCUUUUUAAAGAAAAGUAUUUAAGAUAGAAUGUUGUAACCUCUUAUGUGCUGCUAGUAUGCUAUUCUUGUGUGUCUCCUUUGCCACUUCAAAUAGUUGAUUCAGCAUACUCCAUAGGCAUCCUCAAUAACCAUGUAUGCAAACAGAGAAUCACAAGGACACACUAAAAACCCACUCGCGCUUUUAGAUCUACACAAACUUGUAUGACACCAGUGCAGUGAGUGCACAUGUCUGCUCAUGCAAUGUAAUGCAAACGCUCGUCCAAUAAUAGCUGGCGUUUAGGACUUCAGGUUGAAGCAAACAGGGAGAGUCAUUUGUCAUACACUGUUAACAUUAUUUACCACCGAGGGCUGAAUGUCCCAACUGAAUGAUUUCCACCACAACAAAAUAAUGGAUCUAAAUGAUCUAGGACUUUAACAGCGUCACAAAUGCCACCCUAUUCCCUAUAUAUUGCACUACUUUUGAGCCCUACCAGAGCCCUAUUGGUCUUGGUCAAAAGUAAUGCACUAUAGGUAAUAUUGUGUCAUUUGGGAAGCCACCUAUAGUCUUUAACCCACUCUGUACAUCUCACAUCCUCUGAGCUAACCAUGUAUCCAAAUAUAUAUUGCUGAGGAUGUGGUUCUCUAUCUUGCUGCUAUGCUCUCUAGAUUUUAUUAGAUGUAUUAUCCUGAUCGUAAUGGGCUAAAACUCAGCAAAUUGUAUUUUUUGGUGUCAGAUAUUAUCACUUGCCCUGGCAAACCCAAACACCUUGAGGUGUGUCAGAUUUAGAUAUUUAUAUUCAUAAGCCUACGGUGUUACUUUAUGCCAUUCAUUUAGUGCCAUCAACAGAGAGACACUGUUAUACCUUCCAUUUUUGCCAUGCUAAUCUCAGAACCGUUAACACAUGUAAUUUAGUAAGUACAGUUAACACAUGUAAUUAAACCUGGUACUUAGUUAACUUACAUAUUCCCUUCUGGGUCACACGGCGACUUUUGAACACUGUAUGUUACUUUUUCCAUCGGUAUGUCAACGCAGGUAGCGAGAGUGAACGAUUCAGAUGACUUUGCAUAGCAUAGAAACUUUAAACUCUUAUCAUUUGUUUAGUUUCGUUUUUUGGACACAUCAGAAGGGAUGGUUCAUACACUAAGAACAUUUCAUUCAUUGUUUUGAUAUACAGUAAUGUUUAAUUUAAUUUCGUUUUUUUGCUAUUUUGUUUGUGUUUAUAUAUUUAACUGUAAUUUUGUUUGACACAGAUCCUUGUGUCUGUGCAUUUAGGGUGAACAGUACUGUAACAUGUAUGUUCUCUUUUCUCUGAAAUGGAAUUCAACUUCAAUAGAAUCAAGUAAAGGGUUGGCAGCAUGGCUAUACAACAGAACAAAUGUAGACUGAAGGCACACAAUCUUAUCAACAAAUCGAUUACUAUUAAAAUGGGUUUAAUGAAUCUGUUGCUCAUUCAAGCUAUUUGUUUGCCAGUAUAUACAGUAUACAUUAUUUAUUACAGUAGAUAUUUAUUAUUGUCAUUCUGAACUACCAGCUCAUUCACUAUACUUCAUCCUAUAAACUCAGUUCUAAAAUGUU